This is a messenger RNA of Coregonus clupeaformis (lake whitefish), 2705 nucleotides long. RefSeq names its product glyceronephosphate O-acyltransferase 2 (gene gnpat2). Gene Ontology annotation, biological process: ether lipid biosynthetic process. Gene Ontology annotation, molecular function: glycerone-phosphate O-acyltransferase activity. The transcript is spliced from 17 exons. The record is from RefSeq and is a predicted model, not a curated record. NCBI's taxonomy places the organism in Eukaryota, Metazoa, Chordata, Actinopteri, Salmoniformes, Salmonidae. The coding region runs from base 90 to 2141 and encodes 683 amino acids. Gene Ontology annotation, cellular component: mitochondrial membrane; peroxisomal membrane.
CAGGCAGUCUUCCGGUACCGUGAGCUUUGUCUGAAGUAAACAGCGAGCAGAGCGGAGUAUGAGACGGAGCUGACGGCCCUGCCAGGACAAUGACAACGUGUGAGGAUCCCUCUGGCGACAGGCAGGAGCAGGGGGAUGAGUUUAUGGACAUCCUGGAGGAGAGGAGGCGGAGCAGUGACCUAGGCCAUGCCCUGCGGACCUUUACCCCCUCCCCCUACAGGGGAGCCCCUCCUCUCUCCGCUAGCGCCCUCAACAGGACGGUUCUGGAAUCACAGUACCUACGAUACGUCACCAAGGAGGUGGCCAUGGAGACUGGUGAGAGUGUGGAUCUGGUGAGAGAGGAGGCUUCGGGGAUACUGGAGGAGAUGUCUCAGAACCUCCAGCUGGGAUUCAUCAGACUGCUGGGGUUCACCCUCAGUAAAGUAUUCAAGAGGCUCUUCAGCCACAUCAACGUCAACCAGGACGGACUCAACAGGCUCCAACAGGCCAUUCAGGAGUCUCCAGUGAUCCUGAUGCCCAAUCACAGGAGUUAUGUGGACUUCCUGGUUCUGUCCUACAUCCUGUUCACCUAUGACCUGCCCAUCCCCGUUAUAGCUGCUGGAAUCCCUCUGAUGGACAUGAAGAUGGUGGGAGAGAUCCUGCGUCGUUCUGGAGCAUUCUUCAUCAGGAGGGCCAUCGGGUCUGACAAGCUGUACUGGGCUGUCCUCUCUGAGUAUGUCAAAAACAUUGUCAGGACAGGGUAUGCUCCUGUAGAGUUCUAUGUGGAGGGGUUUCGGAGCAGGACACUCAAGUCCCUCACACCCAAAUUAGGUAUGAUGCACAUGGUCCUGGAGCCGUUCUUUAAAGGGGAGGUGUAUGACAUCACCCUGGUCCCCAUCAGUAUCAGCUAUGACAGGGUCCUGGAGGAGUCUCUACUGGCACAUGAACUACUAGGGGUCCCCAAGCCCAGAGAGACCACCAUGGGCUUAUUGAAGGCUAGGAGGGUACUGGAGGAAGACUAUGGCAGUAUGCACGUGUCCUUCGGCAUGCCUCUAUCAGUCAGACAGCUGACUAAGGGGAGGGUGGACCGCUGCCAAUACAACCUCCUGCCCAGAGACCUACCCCAGAGGCCCAGCGUAGAGACCCAGGAGUGUGUGAGCUGGCUGGCCCAGCAGGUGAUACGCGUCCAGGAACAGGGCUCCAUCCUCAGCCCCUGGUCUCUCAUGGCUUGCCUGGUGCUCCAGGACCACCAGAACACACACCCAGUAUUACUACCAGGAGAGGAACCAGAGAAGGGUCUGCCCUGGGAGCUGCUCACCCAGAGGACACUGUGGCUCAAGGGGCUGGCGAUCAGCUUCGGGGCCCGCCUGGACUGGCCUGAGCAGCUAUCCGAAAACCAGGUGAUGUCAUCCAGCAUGGCCCUGCACCGCUCUGUGAUUCGCUGUCACCAGGGCCGUGUCACACUGCUGGAGGAGGAGGAGGGGCCUGUGGGGGCUGGGCCUUUCACAGCAGAGGAGGGUGUGGUCAGGCGGGCGGGGAAGGUGCUAAUGGUUGCGGCCUACAGGAACCAGGCGGUGCAUGUGUUCAUACGUCCAGCCAUGCUGGCUCUGGCCAUACACACAGCACACAGCUCACAGAGAGAGGACAUCUAUAGCUACUUCAGGUUCCUCCUGGACCUCUUCUCCAACGACUUCAUCUUCAUCACUGGCAGAUCCUCACAGGACUUUGAGGAGGCGUGUUCGUUACUCAGGAAAUGUGGAGCAGUCCAGACCAGUCAACAGGAAGUGACAUCACUAGAGGAGGGUCAGAGUACUACCUCAUUCCUGCGAGCCCUGCUACAGCCCUUCGUAGACGCCUACCAGGUGGUGUUCAGUCACCUGUGUGUGGAGGGUGUUGAGGUGUUCACAGAGAGACAGAUGUUUCCUGCCGUCCGCAGCCUGGCAUCCAAGCUCCUCUUAUCGGGAGAGCUGAAGUCUUAUGAAGCCCUGUCAUCUGAUACCCAGAAGAAUGUCCUGUCUGCUCUCCUGAGACUGGAGGCUGUGACCAGGCUGAGAACAGCUGAGCAGAGUGAGUUCAGAGCCAACAAGCCAGCCAUCAGGAGAAUAGCAGAGACUCUGGCGGGUAGACUGCCGGUACAGACCGUCCCUAACCCCAGGCUCUAAUCCUGGAGGACUGCAGACCAGACGGACAGACUGGACCCAUCCUCUGUCUCCAACCCAACACUGGGCCUGUAUUCAUACAGCAUCUUAGAGUAGAGUGUGCUGGCGAGGCCUCUAGUGCUCAGCGUCGCUCCAGACGCUGACUAUAAUCAACUGGACUGUAAAGCUGUGACCACUGUGUCAACUGUAGCUGUAUAGACCUUUAUGGCCUUACUUAGAGUGAGUGAGUGAUUCAUUUGUUAAUUAGUGAUACCGAUCCAUUACCUGUAAUCAUCUCCUAGAUCUGCUGUAAGCAUCUAGUAGAAUCAGUGAAGUUAAUUUUUGGACUCCAGACACUUCCAAUGGAGGCCACUAGAUGGCAGUCUAACCACUGAGUCAAUACACACUGUCUGAGUGGGUUUUAGUUUAACAAGAUUUUUAUGUUAUACCAAUCAUUAAAUAUAAUAUAUGCAUUGACUUAUCAGAUAUCAACAUGUGAAUUGGAAUGUUUUUUUACAUUUAAUUUCAAUUUUUUCUUUUUUUGAAGAUGUAAAUUCUUGAAUAAAAUGAAUGUCAUCUUAUCGCAAA